Messenger RNA from Spodoptera exigua (beet armyworm), 2661 nucleotides. The record is from the annotation of a GenBank genome assembly. NCBI's taxonomy places the organism in Eukaryota, Metazoa, Arthropoda, Insecta, Lepidoptera, Noctuidae.
AUGGGUCGGCUCGACCGGAGUGAUACCACGGCCUCACAGAAAACCGGCCGAUACCUAUCAAUACAAUCAGAAAUGUCUCUACUAAAGUUACCAAGCAGUUUGUCGAACACCACAAAAGUGCAUGAAAGAUGGAUGCAAAUCGUGCACGCUGCUGAAUGUACAGUUGAAGAAGAUAUGGAGCAACAGGUUUUAACAGCGAAAGGCGUGCGCAUCAAAGAACGCGCAAUAACACCAGAAAUUCUCGGCAGAAACUACAGCAGAUACUGUUAUCUUAUCAAUCAGAUGUACGAUGCGUACCUAAACAAUGUUCAUCUGCAGAGAGCCCCAUACAUACAGGAACUUAUCAAUAUUUGUAUGAAAAGAAUGUACGAGCUUCGCAAUGAGCUAGUACAUUUGAUAGUCAACGAUUAUAUUUACGUCGACGCUGCAUUAAUUCAACUUCAAUUAACCCCUUAUGAUAUACAGCCCAAGCCAAAGACUUCAAAACUUAUGGUUAGUCUGACAGCGAAGUCCGGACUAGAUGAUGUCGCGAUCCCACCUGAGCUCGAACCUGGCCCGCAACCUGAGGAAGAGUCUGAGGAAUCUGUUAGCACUGAAGAAAUACCAAUACAACCCGUGAUCGAACCGUCCACACUUGUGAUAACUAUCCAAAGGCAUGAAAGAUACAGACAGUGGCUAAUGGUUGAUUUAAAAAAUAAAGCUGUUGAAAGAAGACUUUAUUACCUGGGCACUGUAGAAGAAGCACCCGAUGAAAUUAAACAUAAGGCUUCAAAUAUUAUUCAGAAGUGUUAUAGGCUUUACAUGAAACUGAAACGUGAAAAAUUAAAGGAGGUUAAGAGAGACAUCCUGCUUGGUCUGAUACCAGAUACUUUCAGAACUACCCUACAUUACCACGAGGAAAAUAAUAAGGUAUACGAAAGAAGAAAGAAGACAAGGCUUAAAAUACAGAAGAACUACCUUAAAGAAUUAGAGACAGAAAACACACGGAUAAUAAUGUUCAAGAAAGGAAACCAUAUAGACGAUAUUACUGAUGAGAUCAGGAACUGGUUCGAGGAAUGGUUUUAUGGUUACGGUUUUUUUCCUGAAUUCCCCUAUGAAACCGAAGGAGGCACAAUAUUGGUUGUCAGAGGAGAUUUUCCGUCUGUAGAAGAAAAACAAGAACAAGAUGAAAAAUUGUUAAACGAAACUAAAGGGAAAACUAAAGAACAGAUGAAAGAAGAACGUGCUAAAUUAAAAGCCGAACAGAAAAUGAAAGCCAAAGCUGCAAAAGUAGAAAAAAGAAAACAAGAAGAAGCAUUAAUGAAAGCCAGAUCCAACCCCUUCUCUGACCCUGGUUAUAAGAUAGAAGAAUCUGCUGCAGUACAGUUAAUUCAUGAGGCUCUUAAAGGCUACAGGGCAGCAUGGUCACUUUUCGACGAGAUGCCAAAAGAAAGGUUUGGAGAAACAAUUUAUGGGUACAUGAAGCCAUUACUCACUGAGGAGUUGAUGAUGAAUUUGCAUCUGGAGUGCAGGAAGUUUGUCGACGAAAUGAUGAGGUUAGAUCUAAAACUGCUAAUACAGAAACACCAGGCAGAUUUCAAGUCAAUGGGUAUGAAGUUUCCUAAAAUGACACCUAGAAGGAAGCCCAAGGUACCACCGGUACCAAAGCCCGUCAUUUAUGACAAAAAGUUGAUGAAAAAUACCGCGCCAGUUUUUGACCUGAAUAUUGUCACGAAACCAACUACGAAACUCAGUGAUGUGUACGGCGAUUUGAAUUAUGCAGCUUAUGCCUAUAAUAUUAGAGAUCCUAAUGCUACGUUUCCCUAUCCAGCUUAUGGUGACAUCAAGGAGCGAUUAAGAUUGUCCUGUGUUUUGGGAUGUGGGAUCCAACCUGGAGCUACUAGGAGAAAAUCUGUGAUGUUGUUAGGUCCCGAUAGGAAUGGAAAGCAGUUCCUGGCUGAUGCUGUGGCUGGGGAAUUGAAUGCCAUCAAAAUCGACAUAACUCCUGAAGUUUUCACAGCUGUAACCAGUAAACCUUUGAAAGUAUUAAACCAAGUUUUCAUAACUGCAAGGGCUUUUCAACCGGCUGUAAUAUUCAUGAAAAAUAUUGAAAGAGUUUUCGCUAUAAAGGUGCCUCCAGAAGAUAAACAUCUUCAAGCUCAAACCCUAAAAGCGGCUUUAUCGAAACAAAUUAAACAGAUAUCACCCGAUGAUAAAGUCAUCUUUAUUGCAACCUGUACUAACCCUUGGAUGGCCAAAGCUAAACCGAUGGUUAAUAUUUUUGAAGAGAUUUUGAUCGUUCCGAGAACAGACUAUGGGUCUUUACAACAAUUUUUGUACGCUAAACUAAUGAGGAUAAGGAGCAUACCGAGAGAUUAUCCUGUACAAACGAUGGCGUGGUUGCUACGAGGGUACAGUUUUGGAGAUGUCAUCAAAGCGUUCGAUGAAGUUAUGACUCCAGAAAGAAUUGUCAGAUUAAAUGUAAAACAACUGUCACCAGGAGAAAUAUUGGAGGCGUUGAUGUCCAAAGACUUGGAACCCAUGGAUGCUGAGGAAUUUCAAAGGUACGUCGACUUCUUCCUCGAAUACGGACCCCUGAAAGUGGAACGCGCGAAUUAUGAAAGGAUUAACUUUUACAGAGAAGAUUUUUACAAGAAAGAAGCGAAGAAAGCCGCAUCUUAA